Molecule: messenger RNA, 918 nt
Organism: Trichogramma pretiosum
Lineage: Eukaryota; Metazoa; Arthropoda; Insecta; Hymenoptera; Trichogrammatidae
Product: chymotrypsin-2-like
Exons: 4
Coding region: 1-918 (305 amino acids)
Biological process (GO): proteolysis
Molecular function (GO): serine-type endopeptidase activity
Source: RefSeq, a predicted model, not a curated record
AUGCAGCCGGAGUCUCUGCUCUGGGGCCUCGUCUUCGCGACCUGUGUAAUCGUUCGCUCGUGCCUCGGCUGCGAGGGAUUGCUCGUGAACGUCACGCAGAACUACGACGGCAGCAUCAGCGCCCUGGUCCAGUCGGAGAGCGAGCAGCUGCUGGAGGAGCUCGAUGAGGAGCACUCGAAUCUAAUAUCCGGAGGAAGAUACGCCAGUCCCGGUCAGUUUCCAUUUAUGGCCAUUGUCCAUCGGCUGGUGGGCCGGGGCCGUUACUACGUGUGCGGCGGCUCGGUGCUGUCGCGGCGCUGGGUACUGACGGCGGCCCACUGCAUCGUCAAGUAUCCGCGGCGAUUUUUCGUCGUCUUCGGACUGGUCGAUAAAUCAGGACUGGGGUACGAUCGGCUAGAGGAUUCGGGCUACGGCGAGGCCAUGAUCUCGACCCAGGGCGCCGUCCACCCGGGCUUCGGCCGUCUGCGCAACGACAUCGGCCUGCUCUACAUGCCGCGCAACAUACCCUUCGGCGAGACGAUCCGGCCGAUCAGGCUGGCGGGCCGCAGCUAUCAGAGCCUGUCGUUCGCCCACCUCGAGGGCCACAUCUACGGCUGGGGACGCGACGGCAAUCGAGGCGGUGCUUUGAAACACCUCAAGUACGGCCGCGUGCCCAUCAUCUCGAACGCCGAGUGCCGCUCCAAUUGGCGGGUCGACGAUUCGCACGUCUGCGUCGUCACGGCCGACAGCUCCGACCAGGUCUGCCAGGGCGACAGCGGCGGGCCGUUGGUCGUCUACAGCAGUCUGGGCGAGCCCAUGCAGAUCGGCAUAGUGAGCUACGGCGAUCGCUACUGUCCCAGCAGAAGACCGUCCGUCUUCACCCGCACCACGGCCUACCUGAGAUGGAUCACUCGAGUCACCGGCAUCAAUUACUCUUGA